Molecule: messenger RNA, 1189 nt
Organism: Camelina sativa (false flax)
Lineage: Eukaryota; Viridiplantae; Streptophyta; Magnoliopsida; Brassicales; Brassicaceae
Source: RefSeq, a predicted model, not a curated record
UUAAGAAUUGUAUUUUCGUUUUUCCUUCUAUAAAAUUACUUUCGUCUCAUGUGCUUCACUAACGAAGUAGCACGGAACAAGAAAGCAGCAAAACAAUGGCGACUUCUCUGCAUUCUCUAAACUCUACACUCUUCAAAUCCUUGGCUUCCUCCUCCAACAAAUCCUCUUCGUCUCUCUCACCAUCUCCUGUCUUCCGACUCAAUUCCACCUCCGCGGCUUUCAAUUUCAAACCACUUACUUCCUCCUCCUCCUCCUCCGCGAUCAUCACACGCGCCGUCGCAUCUUCCUCCGAAUCAGGCGAGUCGCAUACCAGAGAGACAUUUCACGGCCUCUGCUUCGUCUUGAAAGACAACAUAGACACCGAUCAGAUCAUCCCCGCCGAGUACGGCACUCUCAUCCCUUCGAUUCCAGAAGACCGGCAGAAGCUCGGCUCGUUCGCGCUCAACGGCUUACCAAAGUUAUACAGUGAACGUUUCGUGGUUCCAGGGGAGAUGAAAUCGAAGUACUCAGUCAUCAUCGGCGGUGAUAACUUCGGCUGCGGAUCUUCCCGCGAACACGCUCCGGUCUGCCUCGGAGCUGCGGGAGCUAAAGCCGUGGUGGCGGAAUCGUACGCUAGGAUCUUCUUCAGGAACUGUGUAGCUACAGGUGAGAUCUUCCCGUUGGAAUCGGAGGUUAGGAUUUGCGACGAGUGUAAGACAGGGGAUGUGGUUACCGUCGAGCACAAGGAAGACGGUAGUAGUUUGCUGAUCAAUCAUACGACGAGGAAAGAAUAUAAUCUGAAACCACUCGGUGAUGCAGGUCCGGUGAUCGACGCCGGUGGAAUCUUCGCUUAUGCUAGAAAAGCCGGCAUGAUUCCUGCGUCGUCCUCUGCUUGAGUCGGAUCCAUAAUUUCUGGUUUAGUCCGGUUUGGUUUUAUUUGAUUCGAUAACCGGUAAUCUUGAAACCAACUAGACGCUUCCUUUUAUUCUCUCUUUUAGGAUGCAUGUUUCAGCUGCUUAGAUACAUUUGCAUGUCCUUUCGAACUCAAAGUUUUAAGCUUUCCUCUUCUGCCUUUUUAAUCUGUAGCAAAGUUUUUGACGAAGAUUUCUGAUCUCUUUCAAUUGUAUUUUUGCUUCUUAUCAUAUAAAUAUAUUAUAUAUAUACGGUUCACUGCUAUUUUUUUGUUCUGUAUUUAAGUUGAGUUGUGUUU